Molecule: messenger RNA, 5409 nt
Organism: Closterium sp. NIES-65
Lineage: Eukaryota; Viridiplantae; Streptophyta; Zygnematophyceae; Desmidiales; Closteriaceae
Source: the annotation of a GenBank genome assembly
AUGAAGGUCGUACCGUUGCCGUCGGAUCCGAAAGAGCGAGAAGAAUGCGUUCGAGAAGGAUCGACCAUGAUGAAGCUCGGUCACCCCUGCAUUGUCGUGAUGGAGUAUUGUCGCAAGGGUGAGCUGUGUCAGCACCUCAAGAAGCGCUCCAACAUGGCAAUGAUGAUUCCCGAAGACACGAUUCUCAACUGGUUCGUGCAGCUCGUGCUCGCGUUAGAGUACCUUCACCAUAAGAACAUUCUCCACCGAGACGUCAAGGCGGAGAACGUGUUUCUUCGCAGCCGUCACGACACGCCGCUGGGUAACGCGGCGACGGUGCAGCUGGGCGAUUUCGGCAUUUCGCGAAUGCUGGAGGCCCACGAGGCGGUCGCGCGAAGCUUCGUGGGCACGCCGCUGUACAUGUCGCCCGAGCUGAUCCGGAACGAACCGUACGACCAUAAGUCAGAUAUAUGGGCGCUGGGUUGCAUCCUGUACGAGAUGAUGUGCUUCACUAAGCCCUUCCCCGCUACAAGCAUACGCGACCUUGUUCUGCGAGUGCUCAAGAGCAACUACCGCCCUCCUCCCCACAUGCAAGUCCUUUCAAAUGUCCUGGUCCUCUCCGCUCCCUUCGUGUUUCUUUCCCCUCUUUCCCCUGUGUUGAUCAUCCUUCUCUUACCCCUCCUUCUCCACCCGCCCUACUCUCCCUCCAAUUCUCCUCUUUCCCCCUCUCGCCCCCUUCAGAAGAGUUCCCAGAGCAAUCGCUCACGAGCAACGUCAACCGACGGAGUCGUCACCCAAACCAACGCUUCAGCCUCGGGCUGCCCAACCAGCCCGUUCGCCUCGGCGGCGGCUCGGCGGCGAUUCUCAGCCUCGGACACGGAUAACCUGGUGCAGCGCGCCAAUAGCCGCGGCCGGGGGAGCAUCAGCGGGCGCAUGGGGGACGGCGGGGGCGCGGGGGGGAGUGGCAGAAGCGGGGGCGGCGGAAGCAGGCGGGGGUCGCGGGAGCUGUCACUGGCGGAAGAGGAUUUGCGCGCGCUAGAGGAGGGGAUAGAGGAGGGGGGCGGGGACUUAUCGGACGUGGUUCGCGGAGGGGCGACGGGGGAAACGAGUAGUGCGGGAACUGGCGGAAACUCGUCGCAGGAGAGUAUACCAUUAGGUGUAGAGCAUCCCUACAGCGAUAGAAACGCAUCCGGGCGUUAUAGCGCGGAUGACUUCGCGUCUUAUAACGGGGAAACCAGUGGCCGCUUCAGCGGGGAAAGUUCUAGGAGGUUUUCAGAUUCCACUCCCCCGUUGCCCUCCGCCCCAGGGGCGCGGCUAUCCCCCUCGGCGGAGACACGCGCGCUUGUAAAUAGACCGCGGGGGAGGAGCAUGAAGGAGCGGGAUCCCGCGCAUGGGGGGACCGCUGCGGAAGCAAGCGCGGAGCUAGGCAUGCGCGCGCAAUGCGGGGAGUGCGCAGACCUUGGGGAAGGAGCGGUGGAGGGGAGAGCGCCGGGAAGCAGCAGGGGUUACGCGGAACGGCGGGCAAGAGGGGGGCGCGCGCUGCAGAGGGGGCGCAGCGAGGGCGGGCGGAUGGGGGAACACUUUCACGUGAGGGAGGGCGCGGGCAUGGGGGAAGGCAGUAGGGAGGGCGCGGGCAUGUGGGCCGAGGGGGAAGCGGAAAGGGAGGCGGCGGAUAGGGAGGCGGCGGAAAGGGAAGCGGCGGAUAGGGAAGCGGUUGAGAGGGAGGUGGCGGAGAGGGAAGCGGCGGAGAGGGAGGGGGCGGGGAGGGAGUGGGCGGAGAGGGAGCGGAGCGGGUGGCAGCAGGAGCGGCGGCGGCGGCGGUCCGCCCGCCGCAUGCCCUCGUGGGACUGCGAGCGCCUCCCCGGAGUAGCCUUCCCCCGCCCCCCCCCGUCCUUCGAAUCCUCCCCCAUCUCCAUCAACUCCCGCACCCCCCACUCCCGCACCCCCUCCCUCACUCCCUCCCACUCCUCUUCCGUCUCCCCGUCCCGGUUCCCGUCCUCCUUCUCCCCCUCGUUCGGGCCCUCUCGCACGUCCUCUCGCACACGGUCGCACAGCAGCAGCAAUGCGACUGACCAGUCGUUAGGGCAGUCGCCGCUGUGGACGCCCAGGCGAGUGGUGGAAGAGGCGAGUCGCCUGCUGGGGGGGCACCGGGGGGAGGGGUUCGGGCUGGGCGCAGGCAUGGGGUCGGGUAUGGGGAUGGGCAUGGGGUCGGGUAUGGGGAUGGGCAUGGGGUCGGGUAUGGGGAUGGGCAUGGGCGCGGGGACGGGAAUGGGGUAUCACGGGAAGCAGCAGCACGGGCAGUUUCAGAAGCAGCAGCCGCAGCAGCUGCAGCGGCGGCGGCACCAGAAGCACCAGUCCGAGUCGUGUAUAGACCUCCAGAUAGGCCCAGGGGGGACCUAUUCUGAUCUUUCUCCCAAUAGAGAUGCUAGAGGGUACAGUCCGGGGGUCCCGUACGCGCGGGACAGGAUGUGGUAUGGCGAGGAGCGUAAUAUGGGGUACAGCCCGCCUGGAAGGGCCUUGAGCCCACCAGCAGCAGCUCAACAAUUCCAGCAGAAGCAGCCGUUUGAGGGGAGGUCGCGGGUUCAAUCCCCGGUGCCGUCAUUCCCAAGCCGAGUCAGUGAGGGGGAUGAGGACAAGAGCAGCAGCAGCGGCAAAACUCGUGCCAGUGCUCCUCGCACUGGCGUCGCUAGUGCCUCUUCUCCUCAUGCCUCUGCCUCUGGAAACAGCACCCGCAUUGCUGCUGCCGCUGUUGCUGCUGCUGCUGAAGCGCUUUCUGCACAGCCUACAAGCCCAACCACCAACCCCACAACCCCUACAAUCCACUGCCCAAGUCCCACUAGCCCAACCAGCCAAUGCGCUAGCCCCACCCCUGCUAGCCCCACAAGCCCCAACCCCACCAGUCCCACGAGUCCCACUGUGACGCGCUCUCUCCCCACGCGCAGCUCUGCCAGCUCUACAGACGCGGAGGCUGUGCUGUGCCGCGCCCUUGCCUCCAUCCCCUCCCCCCCGGACAGCCCCUCCGCGCUCACCCUCAUUCCGCCUCUCACUGCCUCCUCCUAUAAACCUAACAAGGCAGCAGCAGCUGCUGCUGCUGCUCCUUCCGCUGAUAUUGCUCCCGCUCCAGUCCAGCCGCUGGGUCCCUCUGCCUCUGCCCCAUCCCUUGCAUUCAGAAACCCCCUGGCGGCGCUGCCCCCGCUGCCCUUCCCCUUCCGCCCAUCCCCGCGCGCCCCUGCGCCCAGCUCCGCGCCCGCCUUUGCCACCGCCGCUGCUCUCAUAGCUGUUGCCACUGGCAUGCCGGAUGGUGGCCGUAUGGGCACGCCAGAGAGCCGUAUGGGUAUGUCAGAGGGCCGUAUGGGUAUGUCAGAAGGGCGGGUGGGCAUCCCAGAAGCGACGUCAGUGGAGACUAUCAGCAGCACUCUCAGCUCUGAUACCGCUGCUGCCAUUCCCCGCAUGCAGCACGUGGCCGCUCUGCACCGCAUUCAACACCAGCAACAGCAGCAGCAGCAGCAGCAUGUGGGGAAUCAGGGCAGGCAGAAGCCAGCAGCAGAGUCUUCCCUCAGUGCUGCCAGUGCCUCUGCCGGGGAUACCUAUGGCGCUGGUGCUGGCGCUGGUGCUGGUGCGGGCAGCAGCGGCGCCAACGCCUCUGUCUCCAGCUAUGGCCGCAGCAGCAGCAGCAGCAGUAGCGGCACCCGCCCCACGUCGCCCCUCCGGUUUGGCGGGAGGCUGGCUGCGAAGCUGGCGGGUUCCUUCUCCUCCCUGGUUCCUAAAUCUCCCAAGUCUCCCAAGUCGCCCAAGUCCUCCAGGUCUCCCAAAUCUCCCAAUUUGCGGAGUCCCCGGAAGUUUGGAAGGAGAUUCGGUGCAGUGACAGGAACUGAGGGGGCAGGCGGAUCUGCAACAGCAGCAGCAGGAGGAGCAGCAGCAGCAGGGCAAGGAAGAGGGUCGUCCUUGGUGGCAGCAGUGGCGCUAGGGGGUCACAAGAGCACCCCAUCCUUGACCCUAUCCACAGACGAAGGUCCCACUGCUGGCUCUGGGAAUUUCAGCAGCGAGGGGACUAUGAGCUGGGGCUCCCUCCUCUCAUCCUCCUCCCUCAUUGGCCGCUCCUUCUCCCUGCUCUCCCCGAGAAAAGGCCCCAAAAUGCGCCGGGGAACCUGCCUUGUACCCUCGACGUCGACACGGGAAGAUGGGCAGGUGGAGGCGGCGGUUACUGGGGAUAGUGACUUGAGUGGGAUGUUGGGGGAUAGUGAAGUGAGUGGGGUGUGUGGUGGGGAUAGUGAGGUGAGCGGGGUGUGUGGUGGGGGGAUGUCGCUAGAAGCCAGUUUGAGCCAUGCAGGGCUGGAUGUGCUGUUGGGUGUGAGGGAUGCUGCUGAGGCAGCAGCAGGUGCAGCGGCAGGAGCAGGAAGAGCAGAAGCAGGCGUUGCAGAAGGGGCAGGAGUGGGAGUAGGGAUGGGUGCAGCAGGCGAGGCAGGUGGUGCUGUAAAGGGGUGUUUGAAUGACGGGGCUGAGGAUGUGUUAAUGGGCCACGUGCGUACCAGGCUGCAGGCAGUGCAAGCAGGGCAAGCAGGAAAGGCAGGGCAAGCAGGAAAGGAAGGGCAAGCAGGAAAGGCAGGGCAAGCAGGAAAGGCAGGGCAAGCAGGAGAGGCAGGAAAGGCAGAGCAAGCAGGGCAGGGGGCACAAGCUGGGAUGGCAGUACAGGCAGUGCAGGCGUGUAGGAGUGGGGAGGAGGCGAGCAACGAGGAAGAGAGUGGGAGGAAGUGGGCCCAGCAAGGCACUGCCGAUCGCAGGCUAGCGCUGCAGGGACAGGGGAAGAGUGGCGCAGGUGGGGCAGGUGGGGCAGUUGGGGGAGGCGCAACAGGUGUGGCGGGCUGGGCAGGUAUAUCUGGUGGAGGUUUGACCCAGGCAGGUGCAAGCUGGACACAGCCCAAUCCAGACAGAAAGCUCUCUAGCUCCCUCCACAGCCCCACACACUCUCCUACCGGUAAUCCCAGAGGUGGUAACCGCGCUGCAGCAAUGAAUCGUAACAGUUCGAGCAAGUCACUGAAAGAGGAGGGUGUGUAUCAGCGGGUGCUGGUUGGGCUGGAGAUCCCAGAAGGGGACGAGGAGAGGGGAGGUGAGGGGGUGCCGGAGAGACCAGUGCUGGGUGUGGGGGGAAUGCAUGGGAGGGUAUCUGUGGUUGGUGGUAGCGGUCAGCAAGGGGAAGCAUGUGGGAAUGCAUAUGGUGGUGGUGAUGGUGAUGGUGAUGAGAAUGGGAAUGGUGAUGGAGGGGGGUAUGUAGAGCAGGAAAGUGAUGGGGAUUCAGCAUCGUCGUCGUCAUUCAGUCCGACAGUCCCUGCUACACUGACGUCGCCUAUAGGGAGUUUGUUUCAAAGCAGGAGGAAGCAUGAGCGCUUACCGAGGCGGUUACAGAGGAGGAAAACUGGCACCCCACGCUAG